UUCCAUAUAUUAAUAUAAGAGGCGCCCCCCCUGCAGCCAUUUCUCCAUCUCUCUCAGCAGAGUCCAGCCAUGGGUAUCGAUCUGAAGGCCGGAGGUAAGAGUAAGAAGACUAAGCGUACCGCCCCUAAAUCUGACGAUGUUUACCUCAAGCUUCUCGUUAAGCUUUACCGAUUCUUGGCGAGGAGGACCGGAAGCAAGUUCAAUGAGGUGAUUCUCAAGAGGCUCUUCAUGAGCAAGAUUAACAAGCCUCCACUUUCUCUCUCGAGGUUGAUUUCUUAUGCCAAAGGAAAGGAGGACAAGACCGUUGUCAUUGUGGGUACUAUUACCGACGAUGUUAGGGCUUAUGAAGUUCCAAAAUUGAAGGUUUGUGCCUUGAGGUUCACAAAGACAGCCAGGGCAAGGAUUGAGAAGUCUGGUGGUGAAUGCUUGACAUUCGAUCAGCUGGCUCUCAGGGCUCCACUUGGCCAGAACACGCUUCUCCUAAGAGGUCCUAAGAAUGCACGUGAAGCAGUGAAGCACUUUGGUCCAGCUCCAGGUGUUCCACACAGCCAUACCAAACCGUAUGUGCGUGCCAAAGGAAGAAAGUUUGAGAGAGCUAGAGGAAAGAGGAAGAGCAGGGGUUACAAGGUUUAAGUUGAUUUCUAUUAUUUAUCUCAGAAUGUCUGUCAUUUGGAUUGUGGCCAGUACAAGUUUUUGCAGACUCUAGUAUGCAGUUGCUUAUGCUUACUUGUCUUGUUAAGGAUAUUUGAUUUCUAUCUACUUUGAAACCAAGUUUUAGUUUAAAAUGA
Messenger RNA from Solanum dulcamara, 788 nucleotides. RefSeq names its product 60S ribosomal protein L18-2. Gene Ontology annotation, biological process: translation. The record is from RefSeq and is a predicted model, not a curated record. Bases 70 to 633 code for a protein of 187 amino acids. NCBI's taxonomy places the organism in Eukaryota, Viridiplantae, Streptophyta, Magnoliopsida, Solanales, Solanaceae. Gene Ontology annotation, molecular function: structural constituent of ribosome; RNA binding. Gene Ontology annotation, cellular component: cytosolic large ribosomal subunit; ribosome. The transcript has 4 exons.